Messenger RNA from Fraxinus pennsylvanica, 729 nucleotides. NCBI's taxonomy places the organism in Eukaryota, Viridiplantae, Streptophyta, Magnoliopsida, Lamiales, Oleaceae. The record is from the annotation of a GenBank genome assembly.
AUGGAUGUUUUUGCAAACUUUUAUUCAUAUUCAAUUCCUUGUGUGCAAGAUUCAUGGUCAUCUACUGAGGUACUGGAAUCUGAUAAUGGAAAUAGCAGUAGCAGAUCCAAUGUUUCUGAUGAGGAAGUUUUGUUAGCUUCAAACAACCCGAAGAAGCGUUCGGGGAGGAAGAAAUUUAAGGGGAUGAGACACCCAGUUUACCGGGGAGUGAGGCAGAGGAACUCCGGUAAGUGGGUGUGUGAAGUGAGAGAACCGAACAAGAAGUCAAGAAUUUGGCUGGGAACUUUCGCCACCGCGGAAAUGGCUGCAAGAGCUCACGAUGUGGCGGCAAUAGCGCUUCGUGGGAGGUCGGCCUGUUUGAACUUUGCUGACUCCGCUUGGAAGUUACCAGUUCCGGCCUCCACUGAUGCUAAGGACAUUCAGAAAGCGGCAGCAGAAGCAGCCAUAGGCAAUAGCGCUUCGUGGGAGAAAGCGGCAUCAGAAGCAGCCAUGGCCUUUGGGCAACCGAAUUCCGAGUCUUCGGAGGCGGUGUCUCGAGAUGAUAUAAUGGAGGAAGCCGCCUCUAUAUGGCCGAGAAAUGCUUUCUUUACCGAUGAGGAAGCUCUUUUUGGAAUGCCAGGGUUGAUUGACAAUAUGGCUGAAGGGUUGAUGCUACUUCCACCUUACUGCAUGUAUACUGAUGACGUGGAAGUAUAUGCUGACGUCUCUUUAUGGAGUUAUUCCAUUUAA